Molecule: messenger RNA, 1633 nt
Organism: Carassius auratus (goldfish)
Lineage: Eukaryota; Metazoa; Chordata; Actinopteri; Cypriniformes; Cyprinidae
Gene: efna4
Product: ephrin A4
Exons: 5
Coding region: 467-1075 (202 amino acids)
Biological process (GO): axon guidance; ephrin receptor signaling pathway
Cellular component (GO): plasma membrane
Molecular function (GO): ephrin receptor binding
Source: RefSeq, a predicted model, not a curated record
UCCAGUCACUCCUAAUCACUGUCAACUAUCAACGGCCGUGAUUGAGAGCGUCCUGCGACUACAAACAAUUGUCUCUCUUUCCUUUCAUGACAAGUUUGGAUUUGUUGUCAAACUCGGACCUUAUAAACCAGCACUGGAUUUACAUUUGAAGAAAAACAAGUUCUUUUCAUGUCAGAGUAAAGUGGAAUACUUCUCAAAUCUUCACAAGGAAAUACUAAACGUCGCAAGAAAUCGCAAUAAUGUUUCUUUAUGAACUUGUCUCACACGUCAGCAUAUGUUUCGCACCUUUCUAAACUUAAGUAUGUAACCUCUUGCAUUUAUUAAACAGAACAUGCCUCUGUUUCUUAGUAAAUGAACUCAGAUUUCUUAAAGACUCGGGAUUUGGAUUUCUCCUCUAGUCCAGUGAAGUUCUUCAACUGGUUUUGAACUUCUAUCCGCCUCCUACAAGAGCUAGUCGACUUUAGUCAUGAAUGUGCCAAGGUGCUCUGGAGUUUGCGCUAUGAUGAGACUUCUGGCUCUAUUUAUACACGUUAUGUCAACGACAGCAAAGAGACACGUUGUAUACUGGAACUCUACAAACACACGGUUAACAGGAGAUGAUUACUCUGUCCAGGUCAAUCUGAGUGAUUAUCUGGAUAUACUGUGUCCAAACUAUCCUGCCGACCACCCGUCGAGUGGCCCUGUGGAGACUCUGGCUCUCUACCUGGUGGCUGAGGGCCAGUUCAGGGGCUGCGUGGAGACUAAAGAGGCCAUUAAGAGAUGGGAGUGCAACCAGCCGUUCGCUCCCUAUGGCCCUGUCAGAUUCUCUGAAAAGAUCCAGCGCUUCACACCCUUCUCCCUGGGCUUUGAAUUCCUGCCCGGACACCAUUACUACUAUAGCUCACUAUCCACAGACGACGGACCCCCCCUCCCAUGUAUGAAACUACGCGUCACUGUGUGCUGUCCACCGACAACAGCUGAAUCAUCAAGACAAGAAGCCACAGAGAGGCCGUCACACAGCAGCGCUGUCCAUCCAGUGACAGUUGGACGACUUCCUCUCCUCCUCAUAUUCCUCUUGUUGCCUUUUUUUCUCUAAUAUCUCUUCCUAAAUCUUAAAAACUAAAACCAAGUUCUCUGUUGAGGCAGAUAUUCCUCCGUAACCAGUUGUGUUACAGUAAAUGCUUGUACUACUUCUGUAGAUUACACACAAACACACACACACAGACUUUCUCUCUUUUUCUCGUACUCCUCUGCUCUGUCAUUUUUGUCACGCUAUUAAUCUCCAUCCCUCCAUUUCCUUCCUGGCAGUCUCUCUCUCUCUCUCUCUCUCUCUCUCUCUCGGUCCACUCUCGGUGGCUUCUUACUCCUGUCUGCUCUGAUAAAAGUUUACUCUGUAGCUGAGCGACACUAAUCUACCUUCAAAGAGCUUAUCUUACUGUUCAUUUUCUUUGAAUCCAUCUGUCCUUAAGAGUCAGACAUCCUUUACAAGCCCCUGCUCUCCUUCUGUCCUACUGUACAACAAACUGAGCCAAAGAAGAGGAGGAUGAAGCUCCCGCUCCUGCUGUUUGUACUACUGAGUGGAAGAUCAGGGACAUACAUGUGCUCACUAACAUAUCCAAUCAUCAAAAUUGCAAAAUAAUUUUUAAAUGCUGUG